Messenger RNA from Archocentrus centrarchus (flier cichlid), 1660 nucleotides. It is a transcript of the gene ssu72, whose product is annotated as SSU72 homolog, RNA polymerase II CTD phosphatase. Gene Ontology annotation, biological process: mRNA processing. The record is from RefSeq and is a predicted model, not a curated record. The transcript is spliced from 5 exons. Gene Ontology annotation, molecular function: phosphoprotein phosphatase activity. Gene Ontology annotation, cellular component: nucleus. NCBI's taxonomy places the organism in Eukaryota, Metazoa, Chordata, Actinopteri, Cichliformes, Cichlidae. The coding region runs from base 201 to 785 and encodes 194 amino acids.
UCGGGGCAAGGUGCCGCUCCGCCAUUUUAACUUCCUGCUUCUAUAGAAGACGAGCUUGUCGCGCUGUAUUUCCACUCGAAAAGCGUUUUUGUUGAUCCCAGCAUCGGGCUUUUGAUGGUUUAUUUCUCUCGUAAGCAUAAAAGUAACAGCCUCGGUUAGGUUUUGAGUUCAUAUCGGUUAGUUUCAGCCGGAGAGUCGCAAUGCCGAGCCACCCGCUGCGUGUGGCGGUUGUGUGCUCGAGCAACCAGAACCGCAGUAUGGAAGCGCACAAUAUCCUCAGCAAACGUGGAUUUGAUGUGCGUUCAUUUGGGACAGGGUCUCAUGUGAAGCUACCCGGUCCUGCCCCGGAUAAGCCAAAUGUGUAUGACUUCAAAACGACAUAUGAACAGAUGUACAACGACUUGGUCCGCAAAGACAAGGAACUAUACACACAAAAUGGCAUCCUACACAUGCUGGAUCGCAACAAGCGCAUCAAAUCAAAGCCAGAGCGCUUCCAGAGCUGCAAGGAGAAGUUUGACCUGGUCAUCACCUGUGAAGAGAGAGUCUAUGACCAAGUGGUGGAGGAUCUGAAUUCACGGGAGCAGGAGACGCUGCAGCCUGUGCAUGUAAUCAAUGUAGACAUUCAGGAUAACCACGAGGAAGCCACGCUGGGCGCCUUCCUCAUCUGUGAGCUGUGCCAAUGUAUCCAGCACACCGACGACAUGGAGAAUGAAAUCGACGAACUCCUGCAAGAGUUUGAGGAGAAAAGCAACCGGCCUUUUCUCCACACUGUCUGCUUCUACUGAGACUCAGCAACAACUUGCAAUAAACACAGACCGAGAUCACAAGCAAUCAGACAAAAGUAUAUGGACACGCACACGUCAUACUCCUCAGUCAUCCAUGGCUCAGUGCAUACAUGUUGUGUGCCUACACAGCCACAUACACAAACAUGCAUAUACAUUUACAUAUAUAUAGCUUUGGGUCAGGACCUAACAAACGGCUGCUGUUGGACAUAUUGAUGAUAAUGGGUUUUUUCCUCUAAGGAGAGGAUGGACUCGCUGCUCCUGCUCUGCCUUUUAUUCCGCCAGAUUAAGGUCAGGCCAAGGUCCCUCCCCCCAAAAAAAUCACAGGUCCAGUGAAAUCACUCAACCAUGUCUCCUCAGGGAGAACCAUAACACCCACAGCCCAGAUUCAGCAACUCCUCUGCAAAUUGCUCUCAUUUUUGUUGAAUGCAGCAUAUUAAUGCUGAUGUUCCAUUUUUGUUUUUUUCCAUAUGGUAUAUAAUUAUUUCAAACAUAUGCCAGAUUUUGAUUCCUGAGUUGGGAGGAUGUGCAUGUGUUUACACGCGGGAGGAGAUUUAAUUGAACAGUAUGCUUGUUUUUGUGCGACCACGUGUUGUAUAUUAGUUAGAAUUAAGUUUAAGUGGGUGGGCUAAUUAAUAAUGCAUAACCAAACCUAGACCUCUGAGGCUCAACAGGUGUGUUUCAGAUAUAAUGUGUUGACUGAUAUUUAAACUCUGAUAUGCUGUAUUUCUGGCCAUAUUUUUUUUUUUUUUCUUUUUUAAAUGUUUGAAGAACUGAAGCAUUGUAAUUAUUUUCAAACUGCGAGCUCAGCUCAGAGUGCCUGAUUUUGUUUUUCCUGUAUGUACAUAUGAAUCUACUAAAGAAAGAAACAUCUCUAA